This is a messenger RNA of Adineta steineri, 1146 nucleotides long. The record is from the annotation of a GenBank genome assembly. Lineage: Eukaryota; Metazoa; Rotifera; Eurotatoria; Adinetida; Adinetidae.
AUGAAACGUCAUUUAAAUACGAAUGAAUUCUUGUCAUCAUCGUCAUCAAUUCAUCAUAUACGUCAUCGGAAACAACGUCACUUAAAUAAACAGGAAAUAUUAUAUAAAAAUACUUCCGUUUCACCGGUACAUUUACAUCAACAAAUAUAUACAUCAUCAAAUUCAUAUUUAAAAGAAUUUAAUCUAUCAGAAAAAGAUUUUAGUGAUUUACGAAAAGCACUUCAAACAAUUUUCUAUUGUAUACAACCUGACGUCAUUAAUGAUCAUAAACAACGUUUAACUAGUCCUUAUUUACAACAAAAUAAUCAAUCAUUUUUACCACUUUAUACAAAUGAAGAUUUUAUUCGAAAUGGUUUAUUAAAUCAUAAUGAUGGUCCACAAAUCUAUGAUAAUUAUUUUCAAUCAAGAAAUUUAUCCUAUUCAAAAUCUUCUUCUUCGACAAUGUUAACAUCUCCGAUGAAUAUUUCUGUACCAUUAGCAUUAUUAUCUAAUCAACAACAUUUAUUUACUGCAUUGACAAGUAAUUUUAUAUCAGAUAAAUCUAGACGAUCACAAUCUAAUAUGGAAUUAAAUAUGAGAAAAGAAAAUAAUCAUGAUGAAACUGAAUCAAUUGUUAUUCGACGAAAUAAAGUACAAACAUGGAAGAAAAAUAAUAUUCUACAACAAACAUAUUCUUCAAUACAAGAAAAUAAACAACUUGAUAUAUCUGAGUAUCAUCGAAGUUCUAUUGUUCGAACAACAUCAUCAAUAAUUAAAGAUGAUGAGACUAUGAAAAAUAUUAAUUCACAACAAUCAGAAAUAAAGAUUAAUGAUGAUCUAUUUCCCAUGAUAAAAAUACUUGCUCCAUAUAUCAUUAUUCGUGAUAUUUCAUAUUUAAAUUCAAAUUCUCUACUAUCAAAGAAUAUUAAUGGUAAUGAAAAUAAACAAUCUGUCAAUCAUUUAAGAAUAGGAUCAGAAAAACGUUCAUCAAAUGAUAUAUUACUUCCUACAUUUUCAACAGCCAAACGACGAUCAAUAGUCAUACCAUCCUUAUCGAUCACUAAUCAAAUUCUUGAAAUUAACAAUAAUAAACGUAUUCAAGAAGAGAAAACGAAUUAUUUACUUGCUGAAUUUGAAUCAGUUCUAACUCAAAUAUCUAAAAAAUAA